This is a messenger RNA of Colletotrichum paranaense, 1551 nucleotides long. RefSeq names its product unsaturated glucuronyl hydrolase. Gene Ontology annotation, molecular function: chondroitin hydrolase activity. The record is from RefSeq and is a predicted model, not a curated record. Gene Ontology annotation, biological process: polysaccharide catabolic process. NCBI's taxonomy places the organism in Eukaryota, Fungi, Ascomycota, Sordariomycetes, Glomerellales, Glomerellaceae. The coding region runs from base 1 to 1551 and encodes 516 amino acids. The transcript is spliced from 2 exons.
AUGGCGCAUCUCAGUGGACACACCUCCAUCCCAGUGGAUGACGUCUCAUCCCCGAAGGACGUGACCUAUGCCGAGUCUGACAGCACCACCGAGCUCAAUGCUGAUAGCGACACUAGCAUCUCAGAAUCAGGAGGCAGGUCUGUCACCACCUUGAGGCGGAAGAUGGCACAAUCACAGCCCAUCAGAGAACAAGUCGGGGGCUUGUUCGAGGAGAACGUCACUGCCAAAAUCUUCCGAACAGCCACAGAUGCGCUUGUGAACAAUGAUCCUCCUUUGGCAUAUCCAGAGUACGUCCUCCAGACGGGCCCGGAAGCCGGCAAGUACAUCUUGCGAGAGGCCGAUUUCUGGACGUGUGGUUUCUUCCCAGGUAACAUCUACUCCCUCAUUGAGAGACUAGUCAAGUUCCCUCACACCAUGCCCGGUGGGCAAGACAAGGCGGCUUUGCUGUCAAAGCUAUGGUCGCUCGGUGCCUCAUGGUCAGAACCCCUCCACACCACAGCCAAGCGCACGGAUACCCACGACAUGUCAUUCAUGAUCCAGCCGUCAAUGAGAGUAAGAUGGGAGGUUGCCCAAGACAAGCAGGCUUUGGACUCCAUCGUGACCGCGGCCAAGGCUCUCUACACACGGUACAACUCAACUGUCGGAGCCAUUCGGUCAUGGGACGCGCUGACCCAGCAUGGUGUCACUAUUACGAGUUUGACAGACGACUUCCUCGUUAUCAUCGACUCGAUGUGUAAUCUGGACCUGCUCUACUACGCUGCAUCUCACACCGGCGAGCAAGAGCUAUGGGAUGCCGCAACAAGACACGCCAAGACGUUGAUCAAGUCGAACCUCCGCGUCGAAAAGGAUUCCAGAGGUAUCAUCAAAGAGAAGAUGUACAGCAAUGUUCACGUCGUCAACUUUAAUCCCAAGGACGGUGAGAUCAAGGAGCGAAGAACGGGCCAGGGAUACGCCGCCGAGUCGACGUGGGCGAGAGGCCAAGCUUGGGGUAUUCUUGGCUACGCUCAGACGUUCCUGUGGACCGGUGACGAGGAGUUCUUGGAAGUGUCCCGCGGCCUCGCAGAAUACUUCUUCAUGCGGCUAGAGACGUCACCAAAGUCUGUCGAGUUCCCCGUGGAGGGCGAGAACAGAACGAAGGGCCGAUACGUCCCGCUCUGGGACUUUGACGCGCCGAUCGAGAACGAGGAAUUCCCUUUGAGAGACUCAUCCGCAGGUAUCAUUGCCGCCAACGGUAUGCUGGUUCUAUCCCAGGCCUUGGCGGGACAGGGUCUAGCGAAGGAGAGCGCGAGAUACCGGGAUAUGGCCCUUACAAUCGUGAAGGAUACCCUCGACUUCUCGCUGGCGAUGGAGAAGGCUAAGUUCGUCUUCAGCAAUGGCGACAUCUCGACCGCAGACGUCGAGGAGGGCAAGACAUUUGACGCUAUCUUGAAGAACGCUACGGCAAACCACAACACACGGGACCACAAGAGAUACUGGGAUCAUGGCUUGGUUUACGGCGACUACUACUUGAUUGAAUUCGGCAACAGACUGCUGAAGAUGGGAUUGGUGUAG